This is a messenger RNA of Rhipicephalus microplus (southern cattle tick), 3406 nucleotides long. RefSeq names its product TBC1 domain family member 25. The record is from RefSeq and is a predicted model, not a curated record. NCBI's taxonomy places the organism in Eukaryota, Metazoa, Arthropoda, Arachnida, Ixodida, Ixodidae. Gene Ontology annotation, cellular component: autophagosome. Gene Ontology annotation, molecular function: GTPase activator activity. Gene Ontology annotation, biological process: activation of GTPase activity; regulation of autophagosome maturation.
UAGCGGCCGCCGAUGAUAGCGUUCCCACCGGGAGUGCGCACCCACAGGAUCUGCUGGUUGCCAUGCACGUGUACUACAGGACUGGGGUCGUCGUUCAUGCCUGCUUAGCUGACCAGAAAUGCGGGCGAGACAACGAGAGUGAGCAGCGCAAGUUCAGCCUGGACCCACAGAUUACCUCUUUCGAGGUGCUGCAAAGCCUCCUGGCCAGGGCAUUUGACAUCCGAGGGGAGUUCACAGUGAGCUAUUUGGCACGUGAUGAUGAAGGAGGUGACACAUACCUUGGCCUGCUCUCUGACUGGGACCUGGACGCUGCCUUUCUGAGCUCCUCCGAGCCUUGCCUAAAACUGCGUGUCGAGCCCAAGCCAUAUGACAAGAGCCUUGCAGAAUGGGACGUGGUCACUCCAAGCGACAUGGCCAAGGCACCAUCAAAGCCGUCGCUUACCGGCACUUUCCUCAGCCAGAUGGAGAAGACGCUGAGUCGGUUUCAGAAGACACUUAACUUGGCUGCCUCGCAAGAGUCUGACAACUGCGUCGCCCCGCUCGGAGACCGAGAGUUCCGAAGCUACUUGGACGGUGAGGGACGGCUACUGAAGCCGCGCGAACUGCGGCUAGCUGUCUACAAGGGCGGAGUUGAGUCAUCACUUCGAAAGGUGGUCUGGAAGCACAUUCUUAAUGUGUACCCAGAUGGGCUGACGGGUCGAGAGCGGCUAGCAUACAUGCGCCGCAAGAGCGACCAGUACUUACAGCUGCGCGCUGCUUGGAAGGCGCUGCUGGACAACCCGGAUUACAGUGGUGACAUCCAGCUGGUAACCAACAUGGUGCGCAAGGACGUUCUUCGCACUGACCGCACGAACCCAUUCUAUGCGGGUGGGGAUGACAAUGCCAAUGUAGUCUCACUCUUCAACUUGCUGACUACAUUUGCACUGAACCACCCGACGCUCUCGUACUGUCAAGGGAUGAGUGACUUGGCAUCCCCUUUGUUGGUGGUGAUGCGCGAUGAACCGCACGCCUAUGUGUGCUUCUGUGCACUGAUGCGGCGCUUGGCACCUAAUUUCAACCUGAAUGGAGAAGCCAUGACGCUCAAGUUCCAGCAUUUGUCUGACCUCGUAGAGCACUUUGACCCACUCUUCUUCAGGUACCUCAAGGAGCAUGGUGCCCAGGAUCUGCUCUUCUGCUACCGCUGGCUUUUACUGGAGCUGAAGCGGGAGUUUGCCUUCGACGAUGCGCUGCACAUGCUCGAGGUGCUGUGGAGCUCCCUGCCACCAUCGCCUCCACAGGCCGAGUUGCCAUUGUGCGAACAGCCUUAUCAAAUGAACCCACCACCACCACGUUCCUCAACCAACCCAUACUGCAAAGUGCGUGCAAUUCGACGCCCCAUGGUGCGUGAAGGGUCAAGCAGUGACGAGGACGAGGCUUGUGAACGUGACUUGGGCUGGUGCAAUGGUGACUCUGAAGACAAGCCUUCGAAUCACACAAGUGAAGGCUACGUGUCUGAGGGUGCAUCAUCUCGGGAGGCCUCAACGGAGGACUCACUGCCACCGUGGACUGCUAAAACCAAGAUGCUGCCACGGCCGCAAGAACUUGGUGGCGGAAACCCCUUCAUGAUGUUUUUAUGCCUGACAUUGCUUAUGCAGCACCGUGACAUAAUCAUGCGCAAUACCAUGGACUACAAUGAGCUAGCUAUGCACUUUGACAAAAUGGUUCGCCGGCAUAACCUGCAAAAAGUGUUGCAUCAGACUAGGGCUCUGUACGCAGAGUAUCUACGUCUUGCAUGGGAAGAACAUGUGUGAUUUUUAUUAUUGCAGGAGCUUUAUACCCGGUGAUGAGUCUGCCAUGACACAUUUAGUCUGUGAUAGUGAGUACAUAUUGCAGUCGUGCCUUGUUAUUGAUAUUAUUCAGUAGUGAACAUUGCUUUAGACACUAGGCAUUUCUCAUUUAUUUUUCUGUCACAGACAUGCACACAUGUAGACACAUACAUAAGUGGACAAGGCACAAACAUGCACUUCGUAUGCAUGUAUUUGCCUAAGAAUUGUUGGCUUAACGACCCCAUUCUUUUCUCUAAAGAAAUCUGAAGCUUAGGACGCCAUAGUAGCAAGAUAGUAGCUGUAAUUAUUCAACAGCAAGUACACAUUUUCUCAAAGGUAACGAUUACAAUGCUUACUAUAGUUUGGUGCUUAGUAUAAAUAAAACACUCUUACUGAAUUUCUUUUCUGUUGCAUAAUCAACUUUAUGGCAGGUCCAGUAAUGUUGCAGCCCUUGAGUAACUUUAAACUGUACUUUGAACUCUUUCAAUAUGGCCGCAAGAACUGUAACAUGCUUCAUGUUCGUGCAUAUUGUGAAUAUUUUUAUUUAAACAGUAGUUUACACUGUAACAGCAUUUUUCAACAAAUGGGUUGUUAUUUUACAUGAUGAUUCAUUAAUAGUGACCUAAACAGUAACAAGACACGACUGUACUUUCAUAACUAUGGUUUGAUUUAAUGGGAAGCAGGACCUCUGCCUGUCCAGGCAUUUACCUCAUCUCAUUUUGGACUUUUUUCUCAGAAGUGUCAAGUCAUUGUAUUUGAAUUGGCGUAUUACGUUGUCUUGUGCUUUAUUGCAGCACCAACAUUUCAUAUUUUUUUUAAAACACAACGCAAGGCACUGAGACAAGCAAAAAACAGGCUGGCUAUUUCAUGCCAAUGAAAUAUGUGACAAUGUAACCGUAGUAUUCACAAUUUGCCGUCUUUCUUCUGUUCAGGUGCACGUCAAUAAUUUAUUUGGAUAAUUUUUUCUCAACGAAUAUCUUAAAACGUUAAGAAACAAUGAGCUAAUUACGGCAACACGAGUAUGCUCGUUAUGACCUUAGCUUGUAUUAGCGCGGUACAUAUAAAAAUAUAAAGGAAAAGAUGAAACAGACAUCAAGAAAGGCAGGCGUCAGACUUCCUACUGUUUAUUUCAUGGCCUUCACACCAUUUUUAUGCAUGUAUAAGAUGGGUGAGUAGGGCAUGAAAUAAGCAGUUCGAUGUCCAGCGCCUACCUGUCUUGAUGUCUGUUUUGUGGUUUGCCUCUGUCUUUCACAUGUGCCAUGCUAAUACAAGCUAAGGUCAUAAAGAACAUACUCGUGUUACUGUAAUUAGCACAUUGUUUUUGAAGCCUUAAAGUACAGCAAAGAAAAAGUCAUGCAAAUAAAUUAUUAACGUGCAACUGUGCAGAAGCAAGACUAUGAAAUGCGAAUACUACUGCUACGUGUUUGACAAGAUUAUGUGUUGUGUUUUUACGCAUGUAUAAGAUGGGUGUGAAGGACAUGAAAUAAAAAUUCGGAUGAUGAUGAUCUAUAGCGUUUCCUGGCGCAAGGUUCAUGUGAUGGCCAAAGAACGCCAGUACAUGUGGCAGAAGGUAUUGACAAUGGGUAUGCUAACCGGCUGUA